Neolamprologus brichardi is the source of this 2458-nucleotide messenger RNA. The record is from RefSeq and is a predicted model, not a curated record. Lineage: Eukaryota; Metazoa; Chordata; Actinopteri; Cichliformes; Cichlidae.
CUUCAGACAGACCACCAGUGUUGAGCUCAGAUACUGAAGCUGACUAGAUUUUAUUUAGAGAUUUCAAACAAGCUGAACGGGAGCUUAAAUUUCCGCUAAAGUCUUCCUGUCUCUUGGAUUAGUUUGAAUUUUAGAUGUUUUGAUUUUUGUUGGGAGCAUCUUGUUCCAUACGGUCAUAGAGCUAACACAUCCUCUGUGCUGUUUCACUGUUCUUUCAUUCUCUUUGAAUGCUGAGGUCAGUGGUUGACCCCCAGAAGAGAGGAGGUGAAGUGGUGACAAUGUGGAUUCCCACACCCAGUAUGACUCUCCCUCAGCGGAUGGUGCUGUAUGGGACGUGUGUCGUGGCACUGAUGAACUCUAUAGGCCUUCUGGUGCUCUUGGUCCAGCAGAAUCAGCAGUGUGCCAGGCUGGAGCAGACAGAGGCACGGCUGAUGGAGGUGGAGCAGAGCUCUGUGGUGGAGUUUCUUCAAGAGGUGCCCAGAGGAGCAGCAGGGCUGCGGGCGAGCGUGGGGGAACAGCCACAGUAUCAGUACCAAUACUCCAGGAACAAGAGGAGCAAAGAAGUGGAAAAGGAGCUACAGCAGGAGCUGCAGGAGAUUCGCCAGGAGGAGGGAAAGGAGAUCAGUGAGCAGGAGGCCAGCCAGGAGGUCGGAGAGGAAACCGAGAAGAGGACGAAACACGAGAAGCACAAGCAGCGGCACAGCCAGCACUACCACAAGGCGCACGUGCAGGACGACAUGAUGAUGAUGAUGACAUACUCCAUGGUCCCGAUCAAAGUGCUGAUUGAUAUCUGCAACAGCACCAGGGGAGUCUGCAUAGCUGGCCCUCCAGGUCCGCCGGGUUUGCCUGGUGCAGAUGGCCUGCCUGGACACAAUGGGACUGAUGGCAUCCCAGGACUGAAUGGACUUCCUGGGGCUGAUGGGAAAAGAGGAAGAAAAGGGCCAGCAGGUGAGAAAGGAGAACCAGGAGAAAGAGGGGAGCGAGGAGAGCCGGGCCCACCCGGAGAGAAGAUCCAACCAUCCAAUGAUGCCAUUAUUGAGGGUCGCAUGCUGAAGGAGUACAAAAGCAUUUCCUUCUUCCAGAAGAACAGCAGCGACACCAUAGACGUUAUAAAGUACUAUCAAGGCUGCGGCCACAUCGUUCACAAUGGUUUCUUUUAUUAUCAUGCUGCUGGCACUCCCAGCAUUGCCAAAUUUGACUUCAGCACCAAAAGACUUCAGACUCUCACUAUUGAAAACUCUUUGUACAACAACCUCGCCUACCUGCUCCCCAACUCUAAGACCUACUUCAAGCUGGCAGCAGAUGAGAACGGCCUGUGGCUGAUCUUUGCAUCCAAUGUUGACGAGAGCAUCAUGGUGGCCCAGCUGGACCAGAAGACCUUCUCCGUCACAUCCUACGUGAACACCACCUAUCCUCGCAUCAAAGCCGGCAACGCCUUCAUCGCCUGUGGCGUCCUGUAUGUCACCGACACCAAGGACACCAGAGUCACCUUUGCGUUUGACCUGCUGAAGGGAAAGCCGGUCAAUGUGACCUUUGACCUGAGGUCUGCUGGUGAAGUGCUGGCAAUGCUCUCCUACAGCCCAAAGGACAGACACCUGUAUGUUUGGGACCACAGCUACGUCAGGCUGUAUGUGGUCCACUUCAUCUCUGAUGAGUGAGAAACAUGAUGUGCGAACACGACUGUUACAGUAAAUACUGAGAGCAAAACGCCUGCAGACUUUCAUCUAUUCACUGCAUCUGAAAACUGAUUACUCAAGAGUGACAUACAGUGUGUGUGUCACUGUUUUAAGUAUAUUGUCCUGUGUUACUUUUGUGUUAAGUGAAAUUGUAAUUGACCGUCAAACUAUUUCACUAAAGUAAAUAUGGUUUUGGUUAACAAGACGUUUGCGCUGUUGCCUCACAGCCAGAAGGUCCUGGGUUUGAAUCCGCCACCUGGCCAGGGCCUUUCUGUAUGGAAUUUGCAUGUUUCCCCCAUGUAGUCCAGCUUCUUCCCACAGUCCAAAGACAUCCAGUUAGUGGAGUGAGCUCAACUGGCAAUUAUAAAUUGCCCAUAGGUGUGAAUGUUUGUCUGACUAUCUGUUAGCCCUGCAGCGACUGCUGACCGGUCCAGGGUGUAUCCGUCCUUUCGUGGAAAAAAAAUGUCUGAAUGGAUGGAUGAAGGAAGUGCUGUAUUUACUGUACAUGGAGUUUUCAAAGGACACAAGAUUUACUAAUAGUGUGAAAACUUAUCAUUUUGUAUAAGCUGGCAGUUUAUGCCAAUCAAACCUAUAACUCAACUUUUGUUGCCAUUUGCGUUUUUGCAUGGUGGUCACCACUGCUUGAUUUUUAUACAGAUGCAACUCGUGAUGUCCCUUCCCCCUCUUUCUGUACAUAUAGACAAACCUGCCUUUGUAAGGGAGCAGCACAGCUCUCUGGCUGAACAAGAUAAUAAAAAUAAAAGAAAAAAGAAAAAAAAAAA